Molecule: messenger RNA, 722 nt
Organism: Dicrocoelium dendriticum
Lineage: Eukaryota; Metazoa; Platyhelminthes; Trematoda; Plagiorchiida; Dicrocoeliidae
Source: the annotation of a GenBank genome assembly
CCGGUCCUGUUGUUGCUCUUUAGAGUUGGAAGAUGAAUUUCGGAAUUUGGCUGUGUCUCAUCUUUAAUGUUGCUGCAGGAGCAAGACUGCAAAAGCGCAUAUUUGGUGACAUCGUGUUGACUAACUCAAAGUACACUUGGCUAGUCAGGAUAACCAAAUGGGAACCGGACCCGAGAAUUUGUACAGGUGUACUGAUCUACAGCAAAUAUGUUUUAACCACGGCUAGUUGUUUGGGGACAAAUGUCGACGAACUAAUUCGGUCCAUGAUUUCACUGACGUACAUCGAGAUAGGAACGCCUGACAGAGAAUUUAGGGUGGCCGUCGAACCUUAUCACCUUCUGAACUCCUCACUCAUAUCCAGAGUGUUCAAAGUCGAAACAAGAAUACCACAUGAUGAUUAUUUAAUGAAGAACCAGCGACACAGUGGAAAUCUCGCCAUUCUAAAAUUGGAGAACCAUGCGCACCUGAACGAUAUACUGUUGGAUUACGGAAAAACGUGGCGUCACCCAAUCUCCUCAGUAAGAACCCCUUUGAAGGGUGACAUAGGUCUGUAUAUCGGCUGGCCCCAGGAGGGGUCUAAACAAGGUCUCAUUAAACCAGAAUACACCUUUCUCAUUGUCAAAUCCAAAACGUUUUGCUCCAAGGCAUUUGGUCGCGAAUACGACCACGAUUCCCAAUUCUGUGCGACCAAAGUGUCUACUACUAGUGCAACCCUCGACACG